CUCUUUCUCUUCACCUCAGAGUCCGUCGGCGAGGGCCACCCUGACAAAAUGUGCGACCAGAUCAGCGACGCCAUCCUCGACGCCUACCUGAAGGUGGACUCGAAGGCGAAGGUGGCCGCCGAGGUGGCCACCAAGUCGAAUCUGAUCUUCGUCUUUGGCGAAAUCACCUCCAGCGCCCACGUGGACAUUGAGACGGUGGUGCGCGACACCAUCAAGCGCAUCGGCUACGACUCCCCGGAGAAGGGCUUCGACUACCGCAACUGCGAGAUCAAGCUCGCCCUGGAGAAGCAGAGCCCGGAGAUCGCCUCGGGCGUGCACGAGAACCGCGCCGACGAGGAGGUGGGCGCCGGCGACCAGGGCCUGAUGUUCGGCUACGCCACCGACGAGACCGAGGAGUUCAUGCCCCUCACCGUGGUGCUCUCCCACAAGCUCAACGCGAAGAUCGCCGAGCUCCGUCGCAACGGCGAGUUUCCCUGGGCGCGCGCCGACACGAAGACGCAGGUCACCUGCGAGUACCGCUUCACCGCCGGCUCGGCGCUGCCCGUCCGCGUCCACACCGUGGUCGUCUCGGUGCAGCACUCGGAGAGCAUCAGCCUGGAGGCCCUGCGCGCGGCCAUCCUCGAGAAGGUGAUCAAGGUGGUGAUCCCCGAGGACUACCGCGACGAGCGCACCAUCUACCACAUCAACCCCUGCGGCAACUUCAUCGUCGGCGGCCCGGCGGCCGACGCCGGCCUCACCGGCCGCAAGAUCAUCGUCGACACUUAUGGCGGCUGGGGCGGCCACGGCGGCGGCGCCUUCAGCGGCAAGGACCCCACCAAGGUGGACCGCAGCGCCGCCUACGCGGCCCGCUGGGUGGCGAAGUCGCUGGUGAACGCCGGCCUCUGCCACCGCUGUCUGGUGCAGCUCUCCUAUGCGAUCGGCAUCGCCCAGCCGCUCUCCAUUACCGUCUUCAGCUUUGGCACGUCCCGUCUCUCGCAGAAGCAGCUGGUGCAGGUGGUGCGCGAUAACUUUGACCUCCGCCCGGGUCUCAUUAUUCGUGAUCUGACGCUGAACCGCCCCAUCUACGAGAAGACCUCCUGCUACGGCCACUUUGGCCGCGACCAGUUCCCCUGGGAGGCGCCGAAGGAGCUCAACCUGAAGUCGGUCAAGCACGUGCUGGCCGCCAAUGGCGGCAAUGGCGUCGUCCACGCCGACCUGCCCAUUGGCGGCAUCGGCGGCGGUGGUGCCCUGAACGGCGCCACCCUCGUCAACGUCAACGGCAAUGGCAACUGCAACUACCACUAG
Messenger RNA from Rhagoletis zephyria (snowberry fruit fly), 1284 nucleotides. The record is from RefSeq and is a predicted model, not a curated record. Lineage: Eukaryota; Metazoa; Arthropoda; Insecta; Diptera; Tephritidae.